GUUUAGCGAUCAGCUGAUAUCUGAUUAAAUCUGAUAUUCGUAUUGUCGAAUUGUGCAGAGUUUUAGACAAUGGCAUUUCAGGAUUAUUUGUAUAAAUAUUAUUUAUAUUUUUUUGAAAAUAAUACUCUUUGAAACGAUGGCGCAAAAUGAUCAAUUAAACUUUCCUAAAAAAACAAAAAAAUUAUAAAUUUAUAUUCGUGUUGUUUACUUUUGAAAUAGAUUUGAGGUUUAUUUAGUAGCUAAGAUGACCUCAAUGUUUGAUCAGUACGAGCAAGCUUCUCAGCGUUCCAAGCAAGUGGUUGCACCACCGAUUCGUCCAGACAUUAGCACAGCAGGCUUUAUUCAAAUGAAGCUGCAAGAUGAUGGGCCAAUAUUUACUAAACAAAAAGUUAACUUUUUGCCAUCCGACAAAAUUCUUCACUUGGCUGUUAGCAGCAACACGAUUGUGAUUGCUAUGGCUAACAACAUCUUGUUGCGCAUUGAUAUGAAACAGCCUGACAAAACUGAAGAAAUCGACAUUUCCAAAUAUGCAUUGAGCAUGAAGAUGUCCAGUUUGUUUCUGGAUCCAUUGGGCUACCACCUAUUGAUAACUCUAGUGCCAAGACAUGGAGAUAGUCCACCUUCGGAGAUAUUCUACUUGCACAGGAAGACGACAAAGCUCAAGCAGGCUGGCAAGUUCAAAGGUCAUGAAAUCACUGCGGUGGGCUGGAACUUUUCCAGCACCUCAGAAACUACCUCUGGUCCAAUUUUACUGGGCACUUCCAAGGGUCUGAUCUUCGAAACUGAGAUUGGACUGGAUACUGACAAGAUUUUUAAUACAAGUUUGGAGCAAUAUUGGCGUCAGCUUCCGAAUUACCUGCCUCUUUAUGGUGCAAAAGAGGUGGGAGGAUUGGUAUUUGACCUGGGGAAAAAUAGUAAGCCUCCAAUCACUGGAAUAGAAUUCCACAAAAUACCUAACUCGGAUAAAUAUGUGAUUAUUGUGACUACACUUAUGCGCAUUUAUCAAUACAUUGGUACUAUUGGCAAUCCCGAAGAGAAACCUCUCUUGCAACAAGUAUUCUAUAAAUAUCUGAAUGCGCAAGAGAGUUUCAGUGAAGUGAUAAAUUCUCUGCCAUAUUCCAAAAUGCAAUUCUACUAUCCAUCUUUGGGUGUUUUACCAAAGUCAUUUGGAUGGUUGACAGAGACUGGUAUUUUAUAUGCCCAGGUGGAUCCGAAGUCGGAUACAAACGUACUGAUCAAUCAGCAGAUGUUGACGUGUCCGGAAACAAGUUUAAUGGGCAGCAAUGUUUCACAAACCAGUUCGGUACCAUUAUCCUUCGUAUUGACGGAAUUCCACGCGUUAUUGUUAUAUCCAGAUCAUGUAAAGGGCAUAUCGCUCUUGAAUCAGGAACUGAUAUUCGAAGAUAUUUACAAUGAUGCGAUCGGCAAAUUAAUUGGCAUCACCAAGGAUCCCGCGACGAGAUCGAUUUGGGCUUAUAGUGAGCGAGCAGUCUUUAAGUACAGAGUAACCAAAGAAGAUAGGAAUGUUUGGCAGGUGUACGUUGACAAGGGUGAAUUUGAGCUGGCUAAGCAGUAUUGUAAGGACAAUCCAGCGCACAUUGAUCAAGUACUCAUCAAGCAGGCAGAGAUGCUUUUCAAAAACAAAGAGUACGAGAAGAGUGCUCUAAUAUAUGCUGAUACUCAUUCUUCCUUCGAGGAGAUUUCAUUGAAGUUUCUGCAGGAAUGGCAAAUUGAAGCAUUGAAAACGUUUCUGCGUAAGAAACUCGACGGUUUAAAGACUCAAGACAAAACACAGAUAACAAUGAUUGUAAUUUGGGUGACGGAGCUGUUCAUGAACCAAAUGGGGGCCUUGCGCAGUAGCAACACAUCCUAUCUUCACGAUUCGCAGUACAUAGAAUUACAGAAGCAGUUUGAUAGCUUUCUUGCCAUUCCUAAAGUCGAGGAAUGUAUAAAAAGAAAUCGUAGUACGAUAUACGAUUUGAUGGCCAAUCACGGCGACAAGGACAAUCUAAUACGUCUUACAAUAAUGCACUGCAACUACGAGGAGGUGAUUCGUCAGCAUCUGUACAAGAAUAAUUAUCUGGAGGCGCUUGGAGUACUCAAAAGUCAAAAUAAUAAAGAUCUCUUCUAUCGAUUUGCGGGGAUAUUGCUGCAAGAAUUGCCACGGCCUACGGUAGCUGUUUUGAUCUCACAGGGAUCAUCGCUGAAGCCAGCAAAGCUUCUGCCAGCUUUGGUCUCGUGCAACAGUGAUGAGAAACAUGCGAAAGAAAUUAUUAAAUAUUUGGAGUUUUGCGUGUACAAGCAGAGCUCGCAGGAGCAAGCAAUCCACAAUUUCCUUCUAUCAUUGUACGCGCGUUACAAACAGGACGAAGUCAUGCGAUAUAUAAGUUCUCAAGGGCAAGAUAUUAGCAUGGUGCAUUAUGAUGUGCAUUACGCAUUACGAUUGUGCCAGGAAGUUGGCUUGACAGAAGCCUGUGUGCAGUUGUCAGCUUUACUCGGUUUGUGGGCUGCUGCAGUUGAUCUCGCGCUUACAAUCAGCGUCGAUCUCGCUAAACAGAUUGCCGCUAUGCCUUCUGAUCAUGAUGACGAGCUAAGAAAGAAAUUAUGGUUAAAAAUAGCGGAGCAUGUGGUGCGAGAAAAAGAUGACAUACAGCAAGCAAUGGAAUUUUUGCAGCACUGUGAUUUAGUUAGGAUAGAAGAUAUUUUACCAUUCUUUUCUGAUUUCGUCACAAUUGAUCAUUUCAAGGAAGCUAUUUGCAAUUCUCUACAGGAAUAUAACCAGCAUAUUCAAGAUCUUAAGGAGGAGAUGCAAGAAGCUACAAAGGCAGCAGAACUAAUCAGGAAGGACAUUCAAGCCUUUAGAACCAGAUGCACCUUUGUGCAUGCAAGGGACACGUGCAACACAUGUGAGGUGCAAUUGCUGUUGAGACCUUUCUAUGUCUUUCCUUGUGGUCAUAAAUUUCAUAGUGAUUGUUUGGUGGCGGCGUUAACGCCGAUGCUGUCUAUGGAUCAAAGAACGAAACUGGCGGAUCUUCAACGACAAUUAACUGCUAUCUCGAAUCGCCCCGAAGACACCACCUCGAUGACAUCCGUGUCUUUAUCUACGAGAGACCAAAUCAAGGCCGAUAUUGACGAACUGGUCGCCUCGGAAUGUCUCUACUGUGGAGAGCUUAUGAUAGAGUCAAUAGACAAGCCAUUUAUCGAGGAGGAGGAUUAUGAACGUGUGAUGAAGGAGUGGUCAUAAUAAAGCUUCUGUGUAAAAUUUGAGAAUUUUUUAAAAGAAGAAAUUAAUUAUGACCUGUGUGAUAAUCAUGACUUGGCCAUAAAUCAGCCAUCUCAAAGUUGACGCUUCGAGUUCUGGUAUGAUUUUAAAAAUUAUAUUUUCUUUCGUAAUUAUGUACAUAAUCGAAGAUGUGUGAAUUUAAGAAAAUCCAAAAGGCUACAUAUUGAACUCCAACUUCAAACUUUUAUUCGCGAUUAUUAUAAUUUAGAAUAUUAACGAUUAUUAUAAUUUAUAUGUAUAUUAGAAUUAUAGUCGAUUUUUUAAAUCUAUUUUAGAUUUUUCUCUAUUCCAAGUCAGUUGUUUUUCUCUAAAUUAGAAAUCUCUUUUUAUAUUGCUCUUUCACUAUUCACAUUCGCGAAAUUAGAACAAAAUAGAUGGUGCAAUAUUUUUAUUCAACAUAAAUUUCAUGUUAUAUUAGAAUGAAAAUGCAUAUUCAAUCUUAGAGCAGAGGAGAUAUUCCAUUUUAAUGAUCUUAUUAUAGAGAAAAUCGACUGCAUAAUUGAAAUUCUAUAUUUAAUUAUUUUAUAAUAAUACGCUUAACUGUUGCAACAAACAGACUCAAUAAUUGUAAUAAAUUUAAUUGUUCCAA
Messenger RNA from Nylanderia fulva, 3872 nucleotides. It is a transcript of the gene dor, whose product is annotated as vacuolar protein sorting-associated protein 18 dor. Gene Ontology annotation, molecular function: protein-macromolecule adaptor activity. NCBI's taxonomy places the organism in Eukaryota, Metazoa, Arthropoda, Insecta, Hymenoptera, Formicidae. The record is from RefSeq and is a predicted model, not a curated record. Gene Ontology annotation, biological process: organelle fusion; intracellular protein transport; lysosome organization. Gene Ontology annotation, cellular component: endosome; HOPS complex.